Messenger RNA from Monomorium pharaonis (pharaoh ant), 2691 nucleotides. RefSeq lists its product as uncharacterized. The record is from RefSeq and is a predicted model, not a curated record. NCBI's taxonomy places the organism in Eukaryota, Metazoa, Arthropoda, Insecta, Hymenoptera, Formicidae. The transcript is spliced from 2 exons. Bases 1 to 2691 code for a protein of 896 amino acids.
AUGUCGUUAGUUGCGUGUCCGCCCGACGAUAGUUUUUAUAUGCCUCACCACGCGGUAGUAAAACAAUCAAGCAAUACUACCAAAGUUCGAAUCGUGUUUGACGCGUCGGCAAAAUCAAAGGACAAUGUAUUGUUAAACGAUCUCCUGAUGGUAGGGCCCACUAUUCAGGAAAGAUUAUUUUCUCAUCUGAUUCGCUUUCGCACGUAUAAGUACGUUAUAACCGCGGACAUCGAAAAAAUGUACCGCCAGGUGUUAGUUCACGAGGACGAUAGGCGAUAUCAAAUGAUCCUAUGGCGCGAACAUGAUGAGAUCAAGACAUAUCAAUUAAACACACUUACGUUCGGCGUUUCCUCAUCCCCCUUUCUCGCGAUCCGCGCCAUGCAACAGCUCGCAGACGACGACGGGCAUUUAUUUCCUAAGGCGGCCGCAGUGCUUAAACAACAUUUAUACGUCGACGACCUUUUAUCAGGCGCGAAUUCUGUUCAAGAGGCUCGUAAUUUACGAGAUGAAAUAAUCGCGCUUUUACGACGCGGCGGAUUUGCCAUAAGACAAUGGGCAUCAAACGACGCGCGCGUGAUACGGGAUCUUCCGAACAACGCGUUGCACGCCAAUUAUUUAUUAGGUGACGAUCAUUCAUUAAAAACGCUCGGUAUAUCGUGGAAUACGCGCAACGACAAGAUAUGCUAUUACGCACGGGAAAUCGAAAUAUCAGGGAUAUUAUCCAAACGGAAAAUAUUAUCGGAAAUCGCAAAAAUUUACGAUCCACUAGGUCUGUUAGGGCCAGUAAUCUUAUACGCUAAACAAUUAAUGCAAGAUUUAUGGCGCUCUCAGGUACACUGGGACGAAUCCGUUCCACAAAACAUUUAUUUGAAAUGGUCCGAAUUCUCCCAGCAAUUCAAGGCAAUAGACAAUAUUUCUUUUGACCGUGAAAUAUUCAUAAGCGGACGACAGGGCAUUCAAUUACACGGAUUCUGUGACGCCAGUUGCGUCGGAUACGGGGCGUGUAUCUACGUACGAUCGUUCGAUAAGAAUAAUAAGAGCGUUUGUAAGAUCUUAUGCAGUAAAUCUCGUGUAGCGCCGUUAAAGGCCGUUACAAUACCGCGGCUCGAGUUGUGCGGAGCGUUGCUACUGGCGCGCUUAUAUCGCGAGAUACGAGACACGUUAAAUGUCAUACCCAGUAAAGUAGUAUUCUGGUGCGAUUCCACCAUAGUACUACAUUGGCUAAACACGGCGCCUCACUUACUUAAAACUUACGUUGCGAAUCGCGUAAUAGAGAUACGUGAACUUACUGAAACGCACGCGUGGCGUCACGUACGGUCCGAAGACAAUCCCGCGGACUCAGUUUCGAGGGGUCAAUUGCCACAUGCCUUUUUAAAGAAUGAUAAAUGGCGUGUCGGCCCGGUAUGGCUAAUAAGAGACGAAUCUGAGUGGCCGGAAUCGACAAUGCCAACUGUUGAGGUACCUGAAUUAAAACGAAACAUUUGUUUGACCACAUCCGUCGCCGAUCUCAGUAUUUUAGAAAAAUACUCGUCUCACUUCAAGCUGUGUCGAAUCGUGGCAUAUUGUCUUCGCGUCCGACUGACCAACACUUACCGCGGCCCAUUAUGUCCGGAAGAAAUAAACGCAGCAGAAAUUCGAAUAAUCAAACUGCUUCAAUCGUCUACGUUUGCCGACGAAAUUAAGAAACUAAAAAAUGAACGAUCGCCUUAUCAAGGCAAAUUAAUUAGCUUGAGUCCAUUCUUAGAUAAUGACGGCGUAUUACGCGUGAGAGGACGUCUGCAGUCCUCGAAUUUACCCACACCACAAAAACAUCCGAUGCUGCUCCCCAGUCGAAAUCGCGUGUCUGACCGAAUUAUACGCGAGGUUCAUGAAAAACACUAUCAUACCAGUAUUCAAGGAACUCUGUAUGCGCUAAGGCAGAAGUUUUGGCUGCUCGAUGGCAGAAAUCAAGUUCGGAAAAUAAUACGUGCAUGCGUGCGUUGCCACAGAUUCGAUUCACGAGUGACGGAAUAUAAAAUGGGUAAUUUACCUGAAUCUCGCGUCUGCGAGACGAUACCAUUUACGAAAACGGGCAUUGAUUUUUGCAGUCCUUUCUUUGUUAAAGAAAGAAAACAUCGAAAUAGAGUUCGAAUCAAGGCAUACGUAUGCGUGUUCGUAUGUAUGACCAUAAAGGCGGUGCAUUUAGAACUUCGUGUGGUAGGCGAUUUAUUGUUUACGUUCGAAGAAUUGAGCACUUUCACCACGGAAAUAGAAGGCAUUCUAAAUUCGAGACCUAUAACAUCAAUAUCAUCAGACCCGAACGAUUUACCUGCCCUUACACCUGCCCAUUAUCUAAUUGGCAAACCAAUAACUGCUCUUCCCGAGGGCGAUUUGCGAUCAAUUCCAGAAAAUCGGCUAUCAACGUGGCAACACAUCACAAAGGUGCGACAGGACUUCUGGGCGCGCUGGCAUUUCGAGUAUCUUAAUGAACUUCAGAAGCGUGGCAAAUGGCAUAAGGAUACCCGCAAUUUAUCGGUGGGUGCUGUUGUACUCGUCAAGGAGAGGAAUCUUCCGUGCACCCAUUGGGCAUUGGGCAGAAUCACGCAGCUCUACCCAGGCAAAGACGGAAUAACACGGGCAGCCGACCUUAAGACAAUCAAUGGAGAAGUGAGACGUGCCGUAAAAACGCUAUGUCCGCUUCCUGUAGAUUAA